AAGAGGUAGGUAGGGUGAGAAAAAGUCGUAUAAAAGGAGAGAGCAAAAGUGAUAGAGAUCAGUCGAGUGAGCGUCUCUGACACGGCAACAUCUCCAUCGCACACUUGUCACCAGCUGCAUUUUGCAUCGUAUUAUCAGUUGGCAAUCAUGGUUAAUUAUGGCGUCGUGCUGCUGUUGGGUGUCGUAUCGUUGAUGGCUGGGUCGACCACUGGUGUACCGAUGUCUCCUGGUUAUGGCGGAUACCAAAGCACAACACUGCCGUCUUACUACUCACCACCAACCUACUAUACCGAGGCCCCUAAGUACUACACCACCAAGGCGCCGGAGUACUACACGACUACGUAUGAUGCACCAGCUUACUACACCGAGGCUCCAAAGUAUUACUCUGCCCCGAGCUACUACCAGACUGAGGCUCCGGUUUACUACACCACAAAGGCCCCCGAGUACUACACUACAACUUAUGCUGCUCCUACUUACUACACUACCAAGGUUGCCGAUUACUACACCACUACCUAUGCUGCUCCAAGCUACUACACUGAGGCUCCAGUUUACUACACCACUAAGGCUCCAGAGUACUACACAACAACAUACGCUGCACCGACUUACUACACCGAGGCCCCGAAGUAUUAUCCUGCUCCAAGCUACACAACUACUGAAGCAGCCAAGUAUUACGAAGCCCAACCCUACUACGCAUCGGCUGCUCCUUCUUAUUAUGUUGAACCAACCUACUACACCGAGGCUCCAAAGUACUACUCCGCACCAAGCUACUACACCGAGGCUCCGGUGUACACAACUUACGCCGCUCCGAGCUACUACACCGAAGCGUCACAAUAUUAUACCACAAAGGCACCAGAAUACUACACCACAACUUACGCUGCCCCAGUCUACUAUACGGAAGCUCCUAAGUAUUACUCAGCCCCAAGCUACUACACCGAAGCGCCAGUUUACUACACCACCAAGGCCGCAGAGUAUUACACAACUACCUAUGCUGCUCCAACUUAUUACACCGAGGCUCCUAAAUAUUAUUCAGCACCAGCGUACUACACCGAGGCACCAGUCUACUACACUACCAAGGCCCCUGAUUCCCGGUCUUCUCAGAAGCAGUUGGCUGUGAUAUGGACUGUUCGAUGA
Molecule: messenger RNA, 1131 nt
Organism: Daphnia pulex (common water flea)
Lineage: Eukaryota; Metazoa; Arthropoda; Branchiopoda; Diplostraca; Daphniidae
Product: extensin-2-like
Exons: 3
Coding region: 148-1131 (327 amino acids)
Source: RefSeq, a predicted model, not a curated record